AUGAAGCUCUCAACCAUCCUCACAGCACUCACAACCCUCCUCCCCCUCUCCACCGCAGACUUCCACGUCCUCACAGGCCCCUGCUCCAUCUCCCCCGGCGAAGGCGGCGAAAUCGAGAGCGACGUCGUCGCCUGCCCAUCCAACUACUACAACUGCGACUGCAUGCUCUGGGGCGACCGCGCCGGCUUCCUCAGGGCGGGCGACACCCCCGUCGACGGCCUCUCCACCACGGGCUCGACGUAUUUUCAGCUCUCGGGCAUGUGCGGCGUGGGAAACAUGGAUUUUUACAAGCAAGGCGACGGCACCUGGCUAUUUUACAUUGCUGGUGGCGAUGGAAAUGUGCAGGGAACUUGUUAUAAUGGUGAUAAUAGCAUCAAAGAUUGUUUUGGUGUUAGUGCUUCUUGCAGCUGGAAAAAUAUUCUAGUUUGCUAUUCGCAAAUUUGCAACCCUUAA
Messenger RNA from Trichoderma breve, 453 nucleotides. RefSeq lists its product as uncharacterized. The record is from RefSeq and is a predicted model, not a curated record. The transcript has a single exon. Bases 1 to 453 code for a protein of 150 amino acids. NCBI's taxonomy places the organism in Eukaryota, Fungi, Ascomycota, Sordariomycetes, Hypocreales, Hypocreaceae.